UGGUUCAGCUUUUUACACGCGCAUGUAGUAGCUGGGAUGACUUCCGUUUACUAGCGUGCAGUUUUAAUCAUAGCAUAAAGCUAUCUCCUUCGUUAAAACCAUGUCAGGCAAGUCGGAAUUGAAAAUCAACCCCCGGUUCGCGCAGAAAUAUGACAAAUACCGACAGAAAGAAGAACUUCAGAGACUGAAGGACCGAUACGGAGACCGAGCUGAUGAGAGCGACUCUGAGUCGUCCGAGUCCAGCUCUGAUGACAGUGAAGUGGAGCUGGACCCUGAGGUGGAAAGGGACUUUUACAGGACACUGUCACUGCUGAAGAAGAAAGACCCAAAGAUCUAUCAGACAGAUGAAAAGUUCUACUCGGAAGGGACAUCCACUCUUGAUGAGAAGCCGUCAACCUCUAAGAAAGCCAUAAAGCCCAUGUACCUCAAGGAUUAUGAACGUAAAGUCAUACUGGAAAAGGGAGGUAAAUUUGAAGAUGAUGACAGUGAUGAUGAGGAGGCUGCCAAGAUAAUAGAGAGAGCUGCCUCUCCGAGCUACAUUCAGGAGCAGAGGGAGCUGAAGGAAAGUUUUCGUAAGUUCGUCCAGGACAGUGAUGAUGAUGAUGGUGAUGAUGAAAAGGGUGAGGGAGAUGGAGAGUCUCAGCUGCUGACCAGGAGGAUCAAAACGCAGGAAGAGAAGGAUAAAGAAGAGGCAGACUACAUGGAGUGGCUGAAAGGCCAGACUGAGCUUGACGGUCCAGAGGAGGUGAAGGACAUGAAAUACUUAAGGGACUACUGGAAUGACCCACAGUUGGAUGAGAAGGAGCGAUUCCUGAGAGACUAUGUCCUUAACAAGGGCUACCUCGACGAGGAUGAUGAUGAUGAACGGAUCCCAACCUACGAUGAGGUGGUUCAGGAUGAUGUGGAGGACUCCGAAGAGGACGGGGAGACUUUCUUGGAGCGGCAGGAAGACUUUGAGAGAAGCUACAACUUUCGCUUUGAAGAGCCUGACGCUCAGCAGAUCAAGACAUACCCCCGCAACAUCGCUACCUCUGUGCGCUCCAAAGACGACCGCAGAAAACGGAAAAGGGAGGAGGUGAAAGAAAGGAAGCAAAAGGAGAAAGAGCAGAAGCAAGAGCAGCUGAAGCAGCUGAAGAACUUGAAGCGCAGUGAGAUCAUGGAGAAGCUAAAGAGGCUUCAGGAGCUGACGGGCAACGAGCAGCUUGCCUUUAGUCAGACUGACCUGGAGGGAGAAUUUGAUCCACAACAGCACGAUCAGCUCAUGCAGAAAUUCUUUGGGGAUGAAUAUUAUGGAGAACAAGAAGGGGAGAAGCCUCAGUUUGAUGAUGAUGAUGAACUGGAAGAGCACUGGAACUGGGACACGUGGACAGGGGAGGAACAAGAGGAGGGCUACGGUGACGAGGAGCGAGAGUAUGAUGGGCCCCACUGCGAAGAUGAAAAUUUUAUUAUGGACGCAGACUAUGACCCCAGCCAACAGACUACCUCCAAGACGAAGAAGAAAAUGGACAGGAAGAAAAAGAUGCAGAAAGAGGAUAUGCCACAAAUGGGCAAAAAGAGAAAAAAGUCUCAUUUUGCAGAAAUCAUCACCAAAAACAAGCCUGUGUUCGAUCCACAGGAGAAGAGCUUUGAGCAGUACUUGGAUGAAUACUAUAAGAUGGACUAUGAAGACAUCAUAGAUGAUCUCCCAUGCAGGUUCCGUUACAGACAGGUUCUGCCCAACGACUUCGGUCUGACCACCAACGAGAUUUUAACCGCUGAUGAUAAGGAGCUGAACCAGUGGUGCUCUCUGAAGAAGACCUGCAUGUUCAGGUCCGACAAGGAAGAGAUGAGUGAUUUGAAGAAUUUUAAAAUCAAGGCCCAGAACGAAAAGAAGAAGAAACAAAUCCUGAGCUCUGUAUAUACUGAGGAUGUGCAAGAGGGGACAGAGGCUAAGAGCAAGGUGGGGAAGAAGAGGAGGGAUCGGCUGAAGAACGCUGAGAAAGACAGCAGAGAAGAGGACGUCGGUGCUGUCCCCAUUGGCGACUCUGCAGAGGAGACCCUCGCACAAGCUCUCAGAGAGGCAGGUGAUGAGGCAGCUGAAGAAGAGGAAGAGAUUCUGAUACCCAAGAAGAAGAUGAGGCAGGAAGAGGAGAAGCAGGCAGUGGUUACUGCAGACGAAGCAGCAGAUAAAACUGUUGAGCUGCAAAACGGGACUGAGAGGCCAAAAUGGUCCAAGAAGAAGAACAAGCGUUCAAGUGGACGCCUCACAUCAGGGGUGAAAAUAGGCAUCCAGGAGUUCAGUAGAGAGAGACUGAAGGCCUACGGUCUGAACCCCAAGAGACUGUUCUUCAGACAGCUCGGCAGACAGAAACGGAAAGCACAGGAGAAGAAAGAAAAGCAGAAGAAAAAGGAGUGAUCGCAGCAUUGAGCCACCACCUCGGAGAGAUAACGUUGAUGAAAUGAUCUGUAAUUUUUAUGAUCAAAUCCAUUACGAAAUUUUAACUGUUUCAUUAUUUCGCAGCCUCAGCUUGACCUUUAUGAUGAAAAAAUAUGAAGAAAAGUUUGUGUGUGUAAAGGUUGACUACAAAUUUUGAAUUUAUUCCUGUAAUUUAUAUUUAAACUUACAGCUGAGUAUAAAAUCAGAUUUGAACGUAGUUCUCUUACUACGUUCAAAUCAUUUAGAUUUCACCAACGUAUAAACAAUAAACGUGCAGCAAAAAUGUACAGUUAUUCCUGUACAGUUUUAGACACAUCAGUUCUGACAAAAAUUGGUAGAGUAGUGGGAACAAGUCGUUUUCCUCUGUGGAUCAUUUCCAAAUUCAACCCGUGUCUGUGAGCAGGCUGCUGUCUCUCCUUCCACAGCCGAAUCAAGCAGAUGUGUAAGGCAU
This is a messenger RNA of Scatophagus argus, 2867 nucleotides long. RefSeq names its product KRI1 homolog (gene kri1). Gene Ontology annotation, cellular component: nucleolus; 90S preribosome. The coding region runs from base 101 to 2395 and encodes 764 amino acids. NCBI's taxonomy places the organism in Eukaryota, Metazoa, Chordata, Actinopteri, Scatophagidae. The transcript has 18 exons. The record is from RefSeq and is a predicted model, not a curated record. Gene Ontology annotation, biological process: endonucleolytic cleavage in ITS1 to separate SSU-rRNA from 5.8S rRNA and LSU-rRNA from tricistronic rRNA transcript (SSU-rRNA, 5.8S rRNA, LSU-rRNA).